AUGGACAAAGCAUCUGCUGCCGCUGACUUUCGAAUUGUACUAAUCGGAAAGAACCAGGAAGAGAAGGCAAAACUGGGCAUAUUCCUCACAUCAAAGUCAUUCGUUCCUUAUGGAAAAUUGUCCCGACAAAGCAGUGUCUUCAGCGGAGAAUGGAAAAACAAUGUAGUGAAGUGCUUUAACCCCCCAGACCUAUUCAGUACUGAAGACACCAAGGUCAAAGAAGAAAUUCAAGGUCUUCUCUCUGCGUAUGGACCUGGACCCUACGUCUUCCUGCUCUUAGUCAACCCGUCAGACUUUAUCAAAACUGACAGAGAGAAAUUCCAGUUUAUCCUCGAGUGUUUUGGAGAUGACGCCAUCCAAUAUUCAAUACUAGUAGUGGCCAAAAGUGAAGUUGGUUGGGGUCCCACUGUUUACAGACUGAAACAGGACUGUAGCAACAGAUGCACAACACUGAACUUUGCUGAACUUUCCGCCACAGUUCUCCAAGAUUUGAUGGAGCGGGUUGAGAAUCUCAUAAAUGAAAACCAAGAUAUUUACCAAGCCAGUCCAGAGCCGAUUUACCAAGAAGUUAACCGUGAACCGCCUUUAAAUAUUGUGUUAUACGGCAGGAACAAAGACUGGAAAUCUACAACCGCAAGUGUCCUUUUAGGAGAGGAAAAAAACAUGGCAAAUUUGAGCAGCAGUUUGGCGCACACAGGUGAUGUUUCUGGGCGGACAGUGUCUAUUGUGCAGCUGCCACCUUUGAUUGGCCUGAAAGAAGAUGCAGCCAGACAAGAGUCUCUCCACUGCCUCUCUCAGUGCGAUCCAAAGGGCAUCCAUGCUUUUGUGUUAGUCCAACCUUUGGGGCGAUUCGUCACUGAGGACAAACAGGAGAUAGAUGCCAUCACGAGAGCGUUCACCCCCAGAAUGAAUGCCUUCAAAAUGAUCCUGUUUGCGGAAAUUGCUCAAAGAGCAAAACAGCUUAAAGAGAAGCAUGGGCAGUUAGAGAAGGCACAGGAAACUCGCCGCAAAUACGAAGAAAAGAGACAAGAAGAGGACAAGCUCAGGAAACAAGAGGAUGAAUUACAGAUUCAACAGUGGAACAACCGCUACGUAGACCUAGUGAAGCAGAUCAAUACAAAAUCAGACUCUGCUUCGCACAGGAGAAGUUUGAUGAUAAUGAAAGAGGAGUUGAAACGUGAGCAGGAAGCAUGGGAGCAGAGGCGUCAUGAGUGGUGGUCCAAAAGAACAGAAGAAGAAAAGAGACAGCGAGAAGAGGAAAACCGUAGGCUGACUGUGCUCGAAAGGGAACAUGGUGAAGCCAAAAAGAUGUACGAGCAGAAGAAGAAAGAAGACGAGGAAAGGCGCCGUAACGAGGAGCGAGAGUUAGGGGCCAUGCAAGAGCAUCAUCGGAGACAACUCGACGCACUUCGUAAGCAAAGUGAAGAAGAGGCGCGCAGGCAGGCCGAGAUGCUCAACGACUUCCAGCGAACCUAUGCCAGAGAGAGGGACGAACUUAGACUGCUCCGUGAAAGAAGGCAAAGCACCAAUGAAUUUGUGCUCAAGCAGAUAAGCAAGAACAAAACAGGCCGGAAAGACUUGGAAACGAUUCGGCAAAGGCAUAAACUGGAGUUGGAGCAGCUGGAGCAGUUGCAGAGUGGCUCCGAUGCCAAGUUUUUAUCCAAAGAGAUCAGUAUACUCAAGAAACAGCAUGACGAGGAGAUCCAUGAGUUCAUCCAGGAGAAAGUCAAGGCCAUGUCUGACUCCUCCUGUGCCAUUUUAUGA
Molecule: messenger RNA, 1764 nt
Organism: Knipowitschia caucasica
Lineage: Eukaryota; Metazoa; Chordata; Actinopteri; Gobiiformes; Gobiidae
Source: the annotation of a GenBank genome assembly